AUGCGGCCUCCAGCCUCUUCUCCGCCGGCACUGCCGCUGGACACUCUCUCACCGGUCUUUCUCUCUCCUGCAUUUUCAAAGUUGAAUCGCAUCUUCACAGCACCUGCGAUCUUGGCCGCCCCCCCCACCGAUGGGGCAAGAAGUGUCUCCACUGUCUCUGGCCCCCCUCCGGCCGUGGGCAGUGCCACACUCGCCCAAGCCGAGGCCCGAGACAUCGCCCGCGCCGAGGAAGCUUUCCGGGAGGCUCUCGACGAGCGGUUAAAGCUUUGGCGCGAAAGAUGUCUCCCGUUCAUCGGGUUACUCAUGACCCAGGCUGACAAGACGGUCUCGACGCCGACUUCAUCCGCCAGUCUGGGCACUGUCUCUCGGUCCCCGUCGCCGCCCCACUUGGCCUCCGUUGCACCGUUGUCUUCUCCGUCCUCUGCGCCUGCCGAGGCUGCUGUCUUUCCCGAGUCUCUGCUGUCUCCAUACCUCGCUCCCUGUUUGUCAACGUUUUCCGUGCUGAGUGCGUCCUUCCUGCGGCCGGCCGACGAGAAGAUCUCUGCGCUGUUUUUCGAGUUGUGCGUCGCCGUGGCCAGCGGCGGCUUCUCCUAUUCGAAGGCGACGGACUUCCUCGUCAAAAAGGCGCUGCCCAACGCGCUGUUCCACUUUGUCCUCAUCGCUGCAGACCUCCGCAGAGCUGCCGCCCUGACGCAUGCGGCUGCGCAACGCGCCUCGGCCAGUGCGCCGGGGAGGCCGCUCGCUCUCGACAGUCCUUCGGCGGAAACCGAGUCCCCUGAGGGAGCAGGGGCUGGUGCCCCGCCUGCAGGGCCGAGCGAAGAAGCCGGGGCACACGUUUCGACGCCCAAGGGAAAGGCCGACGGCGGGUUUGAACUGGGAAUGGGGACUCCCUCGGCUGCCGCGUCCGCGCCGUCUCCUCUGUCGGGCACGGGGGCCCCGAACGGGCACGAGACAGAAGCGACAGAACACGGAGCUCGUCUCGCCCCCGAGGUCGUUGCGUUGGAAGCGGCUCUGCGCAGGUGUUUCUUCAAAACCCCGUGCUCGCCAGAAACCGUAGACGUUCCGGCCGCGCUGGAGUUCAUUGCCUCGACCUUCUUCCCUCGGGCGUCUGCAAAAUCUGAGACAGAGGACGCCAAGGGCGGCGGCAGCUCACGGCCAGACUCAAGGGAAAAGAGUCAACGAGCGCUCUCCGUCUCUGGGGUGUUCGCGCCCCACACCAAUGUCCACCUUCCCGCGUGUUCGCUCCAGUCGCUUCUGCCCCUACCUUUCCGCGCGCUUCUCCUCGACGCCGUCACCGUCACCACCGAAAUGUGUGUACACGCGGACCCGGUGCGAGUGGAGUUCCGCCGCGCACAGAGCAAUCUCGGAGCGUUUCUGCGGCUCCUCGAGACGGGGCACGUGGUGACCCCCGUAGAUAUUUGCGCGUUUGGAAGCAGUAUUCGUUUGGACGAUCUCGCCUGGCCUCGACUCGCGCCGUCGGUCGGCGGAGGCAGAAAACGCGUCCACGAACUUCUCAUCAAGGAAAGGACGAAGCGAAAGUUCACGUUGACCGUCUACAACCUGUGCAGGGAGAACAUCGGCCUCUAUGCCAGACUCCACGCCGCUCUUCUCGCCUACGUGGAGAGCCCGGUGCGGAUUUCUUCGAGGAUCUGUUUGAAGGCUGUGGCUGCAAUUGUGGGUGAAGGCAGCUUGUGCCCGAGCCGGACUCUGGCGACGAUUUUAUCCGUCUACGAAGACCACCUGUUUAGUCACAAUCAACUUCUGCCUCUCGUUUCCCUCUUCUCGCCCGAAAAGCUGCUCGAAGUCAUUGUUUUCGAGUUGCAUCUAUACGCCGAGUUGCGGCGACAGAGAGACGUCGCGGACGAAGACGCUGCGCUGACGAUUUUGCAUGCGCAGACUCUUCCAGCGACAUCGGCAGGCGUCACAAGCGUGCCUGGAGGCACGGUGCACCAUUCCUCGUCCUCGCCUGCGGAGAUGGGGACGGUUGCGCGGAGCGUUCAGAACCGAGCGGCCGAGGGUCCCUCCCCGAAUUUUUAUCGGAUGCUGGCUCUCUUCGUGAUGAAAGGAAUCAUCUCCCUUGAGGCCCUCUACCCGCACCUUCUGCCGGCGGACGCGCUGCUCUCAGCGCUCUUUGCUCGGACGGCCUCUCGGUACCAAGCGGCGUUGCGCGACGCCAAGGGCGGCGUGCUGCCUGCGCCUCCAAAGCCGGAGCUCUCCGUUCAGGCGCAAUUCGAUCAAGCCCUACCGGGCGUUCUCGCCGCGUGUGGGGUGGCCGGAGACUCUGCAGGAGACGGCAGGCGGGACGGCGCCACGUCGGGGCCCGCGGCUCUGGGGGCGAACGGACCGGCAGGAACCAAUCCAGGAGCUGGGCCGGGAAGCGGCGGAGGCCCCAACAUGCCUCAUCCGCCGUCGUCGACGCCGUUUGGCUAUUACGGCCGCGCGCCGAUGCACUCGCCCUCUGGGGUGAACCAUCAGGGCGGUCCGCCGGGGUGGACAGGCAGUCCUGGAGCCAUGAUGAGCGGCGGAUCUUCCUUCGGCGCGCCGUUCUCGUCCUUGUACGGCUACCCGCCUCCUCUUCACGGAUCAGGUAACGCUCUCGCUUCUCGGAACGUGAAUUCGAACUCGCCCCACUAUGGCCCGACGGGCGCGGACGGGGCGGGCUUCUUCGCUUCGGGCGCGGGCUUCGGGGCGAACGGGGCGCCGGGGCUGCACGGCGCGGCUGGCGGGGCUGGGACGCAGGGUCGCGCGAAUCCCGAGCGGGAGCGCGAGGCGAGAGAGAAGAUUGAGAAAGAGAAAAAGGCGCUGGAGAAGAAGCUAGUUGAGAAGGAAAAGGAGCUCCGAGACAAAGACGCCGGCAAUCCACUGCUCAACCUCCCGGGGGCAAGAGAGUAUCUGCUGUACGACGAACAGGGCGUCAGAUUUGCUCUGGAAAAGAUCUACGGCAUGGAGAUUGGGAAGUUCCGCCUCCUCGCAGCGUUCCUCGACUUCAACGGCACAGCAUUCGCACACCAGCUUCUUCUUCAUUUUACCGCGAAGCUCCACGUGAAUCCCUGCCUGAAUGGGGCCGUGCAAAAGAGCCUGGCGAGAUACAUCAACUGGCUCCUCGGCCCUCUCUGCGCGCGCCGCCCGAAGGAUUCCUUGGCGCUCUACCUCGCGACGGCGCGACCGAAAUCCGGUUCCCCGCGAGAGUCUCCACUUUUUUCGCAAGCGGAGGCGCUCCGCGCGCUGCGGCCUCUCUGCAGAGACGCGCGAGGGUGCAAUCCCUCGCUGUGUGCGCACGAGCCGUACUGGUUGGGCGCAGUCUUGCGGCGAGAGGACGAGAAGGCCGAAGUGGACGGCGAGAAAGAAAGGCCCUUGGUGACAGACGCCGAAAGACAGCGAGCGAAGGAAAGCGGAGUGAAGCACGAGGGGGACGAGACGGAACCGACGUCUUCAGGAGACCCCGCCAGCGAGGCACAGAGGCCCGUAAAACGCGUGAAGACAGAGAGAGAAGAGAACGGAGCAGACACAGACAAAGCAGUCCUCGAAGCCGACAGCAGGCGCGCAGCGGCCGAGCCGCACCAGGCGCGCUCAGGGGGUGUCUCGUCGCCGUCGGAGACAGCGAGAGCGAGGCGAGAGACGGGCGCGAGUGACGAGGCGGAUGGCGCGAGAAGGCAGGAUGGAAACGAACGCUUCAUCGGCCUCGCUCCCGCUGAAGCCUACGAGGACUUCUUCGUUCACAUUCUGCCGCUGCUUCGGUACAUGGGGGCGUCGCUCGCGUUCGACACCAAUCUCUUCUCCAGUGUCUUGUGUGUUCUGACUGGCGUGGCUGAGGAAGAGCGAGAGAGCCGUAAACGGAGGGGCGCCGGAAAAGCACAGACGUGCAGGACACAGCUGGACGACGUGCUGGUCGAGCUGAUCUUUCCCGCUCUGUCGCAAGUGCCGUUCGGCGCGAGCGUCUUGAGCGCGAAGGUCUGGGGCGUUUUGGAGCUGCUUCCGGCCUCUCGGCGCUACGCGAUCUACACGCGAGUCAUGGAUGCUUGGCUCUCGGAAACGUCCCAUCCGAUGACUCUGAACUACGAGGUGGUACGCGUGAGGCUGCGCAAGUUGCUGAAGCGUCUGACGUCGACGAUUUUCGAGGACCGCCUCAAGGCGAAGGAGAGAACGCUGCUGUCGGAAAUCAGCGCUCUGUCGCGGAUCGCACCUGGCCCCGUCGCGGACCUUUUCCUCCACCAAACAGAUUUGUUCGACGAUAACAUGGUGAAGACGCUGGCCGAGGCGGCGCGUUCGCUCGCGCCGCUCUCCGCAGAUAUUUUCCUCUCGCGCUUCAUUCACCGGCAACUGUGCCGAGACGCCGGCGACGUGAGCUCUGCGCCGAACGGGAAAGGCCGAGGCGGCGCAGGCGCCGACAUAUGCGGCCCUCCAAAGCAACUGGUCAACCGCGCGGCUCUUACCGGGCGUUUCUUGAAAAUCCACUACACCACCGAUCUGCAGCCGCUUCUGGUCUCAACCAUUCUCCGCCUGUGGCGAGACUUCGACGCCUCGCAGGUUCUGUCUCCUGCGAAGGCUGUCGCAGCCGAGGAAGGCGAGAGAGAGACCGAUGCAAGCGCCGAGGGAGCGAGGGCGAAGAGGGACGGCCUCGCACCCAGGCUGGUCGGCGAAAACCGCUACUACCCGGCGGAUCUUCUCGGAUUCUGGCGGGAUAAAGAGUACAUCGAAAAGCUGAUCGAACUCAUGGGAGACUGCCCCAAGCUGCCAGAGGCGGGCGCCUUGACCGCUGACCAAAUCUACGCUCAGGGUGGCGGUCCGUUGCUGAAGGCGGAAGUGAUGUUGGCGGCUGAAGAUGACUCACCGUGUCCUCUGCCUCGAAGCGGAGAAGACGAAGACCCUGCGGCAUCAGAUCGUCGAGGCGCGGCGGCCUUCGCUCUUCGUGAGGCUCUGAGCAAGCGCGACAUCUUUACGCCGCUUCUCUUCAUUCUGGCAAAACAGCGUGUGGAGGUCUUCUACGACGGCGACUUUACGCGAUCCCUCCGCAGCUUCGGCUCCACAUUCGACGACUUACAAACUUACCAUCUGCAGGUGGUGGACUUUCUCUCGCGCUACGCGUCUCCGUCUGCGACUGCGUAUGCGUCGUUGCUUCCGCCCGUCCGCGAAAUCUUUGCCCGCUUCGAGCCCGCGAUGGCGUGGACCAUCAUCCGCCCUGGACUCGCGGAUUUCCUCGAGACCUUUCCGGCCGGAGCUGCGAUCGAGUGCGAGGAGAAAAAGCGGACGGAGAGAGACAAAGACGCGCAAGACCCGCCUGCAGCUCCCGAGAGGGGCAGUGAGAGAGACAGGGCCAACUCUGGACAACGCGACAGAAAAACAGAAAAGGAACAACGAGUUGUUCGCCUCACGUCUACCUGGCAAACGCGCGUGCGGCCGACUGUCGAAGAGUAUUUGGCCGAGAAGCAGUUGAACGGGCUGUCGAUGGAUUUCUUCCUGCUCUUUUGGAGGCUCUCGCUUAGCGACAUCUACGUCCCCGACCGUCAGUAUGAGGCGUGCCUCGCCCGCCUCGACGCCGGCGUUAAGCAGAGUUUGCGGGCCUUGGAAGACCUCGAGAAGCAGCGGCGGUCGACAGCGUCGUGGGCCGCCGAGCAGCAGAAGGGCGCCGAGGAGCCGCUGAAGGCGCGCCUCAGCCGCCUCCAGCGGAGACACAGGGCCCUCCAAGCUGAGUGGCAUGAACACAAACGCCGCUUCGACGCGGUUCGGCGUGCACUCCGGUCCCUCGACUCUCUCGACUGGUUCGGCAGUCUCGGGCCUUCUUCAUUUUCCUCUUCUCCUUCUUCCUCGCCUUCGUCUCCUGCCGCGUCGCCUGUCUCUUCGCCUCUGCCUUCUCCCUCGUCUGGUGGCGUGCGCGACACGGCGCAAAAUGGAGAGACUGCAGAGACAGGAGAAGCUGCUUCUGCGGCGCGGGCGCUGGACGAGAAAGAGAAUCGCGAGGACGAGAACGCGAAAGAUGGCGGCGCGCGAGAAGGCGCCGACGCGACGAAGGGAGGCGCCGAAGUCGCAAAGACGGAGCUGAGCAACGCCGCUGGAGGGUUGCAGGAAAGCAGCGUGGACGGGAGGCGCGCCGAAGCGCUCAGGGGCCAGACUGACAAGGCGCCCGACGAGGAUGCCGAGAUGGAGGACGACGCCUUGGGCGCGGACCCCAGCUCGGAUGCAGUUUCACCAGGGCUUCGAACGGGCGUGGCGGGAGUGAAGAAAGAGGGGACUGCCGGACCGGCCUUGGCCUCGACGCCGUGCGCGCGGAAAGGUGGACCGCUGGCGAUUCAGGCAUUUGUGAAAUUCUUGUUGGCGCCGCGUCUCUUGAACGCGGAAGUCGACGCGCUCUUCUGCUCCCACUUCGUCAUGCUUCUUCUCGAGCUCAGGACGCCGCGAUUCAACUACCUGGCCUUCACCAAUGUGUGGACCAAAAUGCUUACGCCUCUCGUCAGGUGUAGCACUGUGCGAGAAGCGCAGCUGCUGGGUCUGUUUGUGAACGAGAUGCUGGCGCCUCUUUCCCGGUGGCUGAAGAACCAGAAGGCGUUCGAAAAAGAUACCGGCGGCAACAGCUGCUUCGGCCGGACGUUCCGCGAAAGCGAGAGCAUCCCUGCGGCGCAACUCGAGAAGGGCGCGAAGAAGUGGGAGUCACGAAUCUUCGAGAGCCUCGUCCAAGGCCUUCCGGAGCCGUCCGCCUCGGCUGAGUCGUCGGCCUCGCCUUCGCAGUGGAUGGCAGCGAAGGCGGUUGUGGUGUUCCUCUCCCGGUGUCACGCGAACUUUCCUCUCUCCUACACGCGCGGGGUUGAAUUGAUGACGCGUCUGGAGCACGUCGUCGAACUCGCCCAGGCGUGGGGCUGGAAGGACGUGAGCUUGUCGGCGAGCAGCAUCUUGAAGACGCUGGACAAGUAUCGCCGCGAGCGCAGCUGGUACCAGUCGCCGCCGGAGAGCGAGGAGAAAGCUGCGUCCCAUUCUUCUGGAGCUUCUUCUGGGGCGACGUCGAGUGCCUCGAAAUCUGCCUCGUCUUCUUUGCCGCCAAAGGGCGGCGCGAAGAAUGCGCUCACGUCUGUCUCGAUGUCGGGCGCGAGCAGCCACGGCCCCGCGUCUCCGCCUUCGUCUUCCUCGGGGAAGAAAGAUGCUUCUGCGGGUGCCCCAGCCGCUGCGACAGCAAGUCCUCGAGGAGCGACCAAAUCGCCUUCUGUUUCUCGGGAAGCCGCGUCGUCGAAGCCGGCCCCGGCGGGCCGACCAAAGGCGAGCGCGUCCGCGCCUGCGCCUCCUUCCGGCGCCGCUUCGGGGAGUCCGCGGCCGAAAGGGACCGCGCCGGCUUCCUCGCUCGCUUCUUCGCGGCCGAAUCCGCGCGUUCCGGAACCGCUGAAGAAGGCGGGUUCGGCCUCUGCCGGAAAGGGGACGGAGGCGGAGACAGGUGUCUCCGCGGCUUCGGGCCGCAGUGCGUCGGAAGGCGAGGGCAACGUGGAGCCCAAGGGAGGCGCGUCGGACGCGCGGAGCAGAGAGCACAGCGAGGAACAGCGAAGGCGCGAGACAAGCGAGAAGGUGGGCCAGGCUGGACAGGGUGGCCACUGCGAAGACCGGAAAGACGCGGAGCGGAGGGAGCGCGAAGAGAAAGCCGCGAGGGCCCCGGGCGACGAUACGAAUGCAAGAGGCAAGGACACUCCGAGUCGCCCGUCCAGAAGCCGAAGCAAGAGUCCAGGCGACCGCGAGUCCAAGCGGCAACGGCGCGAAAACGAGAAGGAAAGUGAGAAAGCACCGCUGGCAUCGGCCGAGGCAAAAGGCAACAGAGGGCGAAGUGCUUCGGUGUCAGGGCGAGACGCGGAAACGAAGGAGUCAGUGCGAUCUGAGGGCGCGAAACCACGAGGGACAGGCCCCCCUGCCACGGCUCCGGCGUCCGCUGCGAAGAAAUGCGGGAAGGAGGCAGACGCCAGUGAACAGCCCCGGGGACCGAAGAGUGCAGUGGCCGAGAAGCUGGAGGCCAGCGAGAAGAGAACGGGCGGAAAAGACGAGAGGCAGACAGGAGUUUCAUCGCCUCCGGUCGGGCCCCGGGAAGACGCACUGACGCACAAGGACGACGACGGCCGAGAAAAGAGAGGCUCUGCGGCAAGGAAGAGGAGACAGGACGAGACAGAGCCUCCGGCUUCGGCCUCUUCCUCGUUCACAAACGACGAAGGGGGAAAGGAGAAAGCGACGUCUGAUGCAGCUGAGCACGCCAGUUCAGCUUCUUCUCGCGGUCCACCGACGGGGAAGAGCAGCGGGGCGGGCGAGGCGAGAAAAGUGGGGGAAGAAAGGCCAGGCUCGAAGGGCGAGCCGAGCGUACCUUCGGGCGAGAGCGGCGCUGAGAAGAAGAAGGCCGCGCCACGACCCAGCGCCGGCGCGCCGCGGGACGACCGCACGGACAGUUGCCCGCCAAAAUAUCCGGGCAAGAAGGAGGAGACGCAGCGGAAACCAGGCGCCUCGCAUCCUGCCUCGUUCUCCGCGUCUCGUGGAGGUUCAGCGGGCGGUGGCAGCCGCACCGACCGGGGGGGCGAUGCUGCCCUUGCGUCGGGCUUGAAAGUUCCUCCGAAGUCGGGGAGCGGGGCGCCGACCGCGAACGGGCCUCAGGGCCAUCCCCACUCGGGGUCGAGCGGAGGCCCGCACCCGCCAGGCGGCGGAGACCGAGGCGGGGGCUCCAGGGGGGGAAACGUGUCUUUCUCGGGUCCCCGCCGCUCUUCGGCCGCGUCGGGCGGGAGUCAAGCGGGUCGUCUCGGCCCUGGGGACGGUCCCGUCGCGGGGCCUCCCAACAGCAAAUGGGGGGCGCCGGGGCCUGGUGGCCCGCCGUCUGUGGGGUCCCACCUCGGGUUCUCGGCCUCGCACCACACCUCGUCCUUCCACAUGCCGCCGCCUCCCGCGUUCGGGCACAACCACGGCUCCCACGGCGGCCACCCGUCGACCUCCCAGCACGGAGGGCCGAUGCGGAACGUGAACGCGUACUCUGCCUCCCAGUACACGGGAGGUUCCCACGGCUAUGGGCCCCACAACCCGCAAGGCUCAGGGGCGAACCUCCAGGGACAGCAGGCGAUGGGCGUGGGAGGCCCCGGCGGGCCCCAGGCCCGCAACGCGCUCUUCGGGCCCUCCAAGGGCCAACACGCCCACCGCCACGGCGGCUCUCACCACCGGUCUGGGCACCACCAACGGUGA
This is a messenger RNA of Neospora caninum, 9183 nucleotides long. RefSeq lists its product as hypothetical. The coding region runs from base 1 to 9183 and encodes 3060 amino acids. Gene Ontology annotation, biological process: mRNA processing; mRNA export from nucleus. Gene Ontology annotation, molecular function: mRNA binding. The record is from RefSeq and is a predicted model, not a curated record. Gene Ontology annotation, cellular component: THO complex part of transcription export complex. The transcript is spliced from 20 exons. NCBI's taxonomy places the organism in Eukaryota, Apicomplexa, Conoidasida, Eucoccidiorida, Sarcocystidae.